Messenger RNA from Pleuronectes platessa (European plaice), 2705 nucleotides. RefSeq names its product TERF1 (TRF1)-interacting nuclear factor 2 (gene tinf2). Gene Ontology annotation, biological process: telomere capping; regulation of telomere maintenance via telomere lengthening. Gene Ontology annotation, cellular component: shelterin complex. Gene Ontology annotation, molecular function: telomeric repeat DNA binding. The coding region runs from base 449 to 2200 and encodes 583 amino acids. The record is from RefSeq and is a predicted model, not a curated record. Lineage: Eukaryota; Metazoa; Chordata; Actinopteri; Pleuronectiformes; Pleuronectidae. The transcript has 10 exons.
CUGUGUAAAGUGAUGUUGUGCUCGCGCGGGGGCGGGGACUCCACCAUUUGUGCCUGUGUGCUUCACGUACAGUCCCGGAAGCACCGCCCGGCCAGGGACAUGCCAGGUGUUGACGUGUGAGCGCUCCUUGAGAUGUGACUGAAGGCGGGAGGAUGAAGCAGAAGUUUCCUCGGUAGCUUUGUUUUUUUAGCGCGGAAACAACAACAACAACAACAACAACAGUCGCGAUAACAUGAUACAAAGUGACCCGUCGGCUCCGGAGCGACGGAACAUCUCAGCGGCGUCUCGCUGACAACUCCCCCCCCGGUGCCACUGUCGGUUUCCCGUCGCGGUUCGUCGCUUCCAACGUUGACUAGCGGAGCGAGUUGUCCCAGGCUGCUAAGCUAACGUCGGGUUCCACGUCAGGUUUUAGGUGAUUUCACUGGUUUUAACAGAUUUUAACAGCGGGAUGGCCACGAGGAAACCUAAAGAUACUGAUGUCAGCCUCCCCUUCGCUGCCCUCCAGCUCCUCGCCCCCCCGGUGCGCCUGGUGUCCGCGGCCUUCUGGAAGGUGCUGAAGCAGCGGGACGUGAUGCAGUACGGCACCGUGGAGGAGUUCGUGACCCUGGCCUGUGACACUGUCCCCGGGCUGCUCACCGUGAGGCACCAGGGCAAGCUGACGCUGGGGCUGAGGGGACGGCUGAUCUUAGAGCUUCUUCGUGGACAAGAUCCUGAUGUGAUGCUGAUUGAGCUUCACAUGAAAAGGAUCCGUGCUCCGGCCGCCCCUUCGUCCUCCUUGGCUGCUGCGGUGAGGAAGGACGUCAAAAUCGCUAGAACAGUCGAAAGCUUCCAUUCAUUUAUUAACGUGCUGCUGACAGACCCGGCAGAGAGAGACGAGUUCUUCAAGGAGGAGUUUCCUGUGGAGUACGGUCCAAAGUUUGACGAGGAGCUGGAGAAGCUGCUGUGGGAGUUUUUGAUUCGACUGGACCAGUUGCUGCCAGUUCCCAACCUCGCUCAGACUGUGUCGUGGCUCAGUGAUUCCCCCCCGGUCCUGGAGGAGUGCGCCCGCUCAGCCACCCAGCCGCAGCUCCUCAACAUUCUGCUUCAGCAUCAAACCUGUCUCGGUCAUCUUGAGCCCGCAGCAUCUCUCCCUCCAAACAUGGGAGACUCCAUCCUGGAUUCACUUUCUCUGCCACCGUCUGGAAGAGUGGCUUCAAAUCAAGGAGCAGCCAAAUCGUCUGCAGAGAAUCAGUGCGGUAAAGGGAAGACACCAUUUAUAAAACCUGUAAUUGGACUCAUAUCCAACGAAGACGUACCGGUCAUGGUCCUGGCCAGUAAACGGGCACUUAAAGACGACCAGCCAGCCGCCUCUAAAGAUGCAACAAACAAACACUUAAAGUUCACUGUGGUAAAAGAGAGACAACAACCCAAUGAUGGAGGGAGGGAGGGUGAAGAACAUCUGGAGGGGGAGAGGGGCGUCUCCAACAGCAGCAGAGGAACCAAACGCAAACAACCUGACAACAGACAAAGUGAAUUCGACGAGGAGGAAGAGGAGGAGGAAGAGGAAGACGACGUCGCAGGCAUGACGAAAUCUGGGAAGAGGAAGUUGAGCAGCGUCAGGCAAGGAAGCGAUGACCAGAGAACAAGUGAGAGUGAAGAAGAGCAGCUAAACGGGGCAGCGCUGGCAUUGAGCAUGGCCCAGCUGGGCGUCCAGAGUCUCCACCUGCCGGACGACCCGUCCCUCUGCUCCCUGUUCAAGUGCUGUCUGAGAAAACAACCCAGAAUUAUCAUCAAAAAACUGCCAGUGGCCUCUGCUGGUGCCAGCAGGAUGGGCGGAGGAGCAACAUCCUUCUAUAAGGAGGAGAAUCAGAGGAGGAGGUCACCGGUCAAAGCUCCGAUGCACAAAAGCAGGAGCUUCCAGCUGGAGAAGCCGGACUCAGACAGUUCUGGCCUGGAUGACAAAGAAAAUCAUCCUCUGUCGUCGAGUAGCAGCGGCUCCCCGCGCCGACGCACUAACACAGAGACGCCGGCCGCUGCAGGAGGAAGUGAAGACUACGUCGCUGACUCUGAGGAUGAGGCCACGAAGAACUUCAAAGGGAGGCUGUUCAUGAAGCGCUACUACAAGACCAAGCACGGCACAUAUGUUCCCACUCUGAGGGAGUACUGGAAACCAGGGGUGGCUCGGAGAGACUUGCUGUCGCCCGCCAGUAAACGCAGGUGAUGAAACCGAUCCUCACCGCCUGGUCUGGUGAACGCCAGGAUCUGGACUUUCUGACGGAGCAACCAGUUACUUAAAGUAAUCUCGAGUUAUGCUGUAAUUGUUUUGAACUUCAAUACUUAAUAUGUCAUCAUGGAGAACGAGCCCUGACAUUGUAUUGACACCGAUUAUGGACAAUGUCAUGCGAAUAUUAAUUUUUCAUAAUUCAGACCAUUAUUGUACAGUUAAUUUGUAAAUAUAUAUUGGGCAAUAUCUAUUAUUUCUGUAACAAAUACAAUUUUUAUACAUUUCACACACAAGUAUGUCACAUGUUAUGCUAAUAAAGAUGUAUUGAAACUGGAAAAAUGUGUCACUCUGUACAAACCUUGCUCAACUACGUUAGUCAGUUGUGUAUAAAUAUAUAUAUAUGUGUGUGUGUAUGUGUUUUCUGAUGAAAGAUGCAUUGUUAAAUGUAUUUAUUUAGAAAUUGAAAAGAAGUUCAUCAAAUAAACUUUAAAGAUGAAAUUAA